Molecule: messenger RNA, 2826 nt
Organism: Linepithema humile (Argentine ant)
Lineage: Eukaryota; Metazoa; Arthropoda; Insecta; Hymenoptera; Formicidae
Source: RefSeq, a predicted model, not a curated record
AUGGAGAUCUGUCCCCCUGAUCCACCUAAACGAACGCGGCAGCCGUCGAUUAUCGAGGCAAAAAAUAAAAUUCGCCUGGGCCAUGAUGCAUGCUGCAACUGUUGCUGCUGUUGCACACCGCAGCCUACAUGUUACUAUUACUGGAGAUCAAAUGUGCCCAUGGACAAAGAUACGAUAUAUCGACUGUCCUACUGGGAGGGUCCCAAUACCAUAAUCGAACCCAUUCGUCCCGAAGAUAAUCUGACUUGUGGCGACGCACCAAUGUCUGACGAAACGACGCACAAAAUGAGUUUUUUCGGCAACUGGUGCGUGAAACCAGAUUCACCAAUAACGCCUUGCGACAGACAGUGGCUGGGUAGAGGUCCGAUGGAAGAUGUUACGACACACAAACACGAUUAUUCGUGGAAAUGCGUGGAGCGUGAUGAACCUUUCAAGGCGCAGAAUAAUUUAUAUUCCCCCUGCGCUGCUUUGUCCGACGAUACGACGUAUCGCUUGAGCUACUACAAUUCUCCCUGCUUGCUUCCGGUACCUUCUUAUGCGCCCGACAGAAAAUAUGUCAAAUCGGAUGUACCAAUGGAAGAUUGUACAACGUACAAACUCAGCUAUUGGCCAAAUGAGCCUCCUGUAAAAGAGGAACAACCGUGGAGUCAAAAAAGAGAGUACUGUCGCCCGGUGACGCCGAUAGACGGAUGUACCACUUAUAAACUGAGCUACUGGCCCCCCUGUGGCGAGAAGCCUCCCGCACCUUCCUACAACGAAGAGACCGACAACUUGCUGAACGCCGGCUGCUGUUUCGACGACAACACCACGUACCGGCUAAGCUAUUUCGGGUGUGGCGGUGACAAGCCGCCGGAUCCCAUUCGCCAGCCUAGCAAUAUGAUUUUCUCGCCGUGUCCGCUCUCCCACGACACCGUCAAUCGACUGAGUUUCUUGGGUAACUGGUGCGUCAAACCGGAAACACCUAUUACGCCCUGCGAUAGACAAUUGUUAGGCAGAGGCCCGAUGCAGGAUAAAACUACUCAGAAGCGCGACUUCACCUGGAAACGCGUGAUACCGCCGACAGAGCUUCGACCCGAGAACAAUCUCACUUUCUCGCCCUUGCCUCUGGAUUCUUGUACGACUCAUCGAUUGUCUUACAUACCGAACAAUCGCGAGUGUCUGCUGCCCAUUAAAUCGUACGCGCCCAUACGCAAGUAUCAGACGUCCGAUAUUCCGAUGGAAUCCGAGACGACGAUGCGACUGAGUUACCAGCUCGUGGAACCAACAGAUCGUGUCGAGAAACCAUGGGCUGCGAUUGUGCCCUAUUAUCCACCCGUUGAUUCCAUGGAAGAUAAUACUACGUACAAUUUAAGUUACAUUCCGCCAGGAACACUUGUCCCACUGUCGUCUUGUUCUGCUUCUUGUUCUUCUCCCAACAACUACGAAGGUAAAUCGGGACAAAACGGGACGGGCCCGGUCUCCGAGUUUGCGGGUCAGGAGUUAAACGACCCGCGUUGGCAUUUACUUCUCACUUUCACUCAUCUCUUGAGAGCGCAUCGUCGAUUUCGUAGCAGAGAAACCGAUAAAUCCACUUUCGGAUUUGUGUUACACUCUUCCGCGUUAGCAGUGAUUCUGGGACUGGCGGUGGCGCAGGAUCCAAAUUAUCGCAAUUAUCAGCAGGACGACGGUCAUCAGACUGACAGACGACCUACAUCCACCACGCCCAUCCCGAUUCUGCACUGGAACAAACAACAGGAGCACGAUGGAACUUAUAAGACCAGUUACGAAACGGGCAACAACAUCAUCGCUGAGGAGAGCGGCUACAUUAAGACCAUCGGCGAGGGUGAGGACCGGGCGGAGGCGAUCGUGCAGCAGGGCACCUUUUCGUACACGAGUCCCGAGGGACAGCUGAUCACCAUUCACUACACCGCAGACGAGACCGGCUUUCACGCGCAGGGCGAUCACAUUCCCACGCCGCCGCCCGUCAGCGAGGAAAUCCAGAAAGGCCUCGACCUGAUCUACGCCGGCAUUCGUCAGCAAGAGGAGGAGGAUGCUCGCGCAGCGGCCCAAAAAGUACAGCAGCCAUUGAACCAGCAAAUCGACAGGCGGGACGAGUACAACAGAAAGUACUAACAACUUCCGUCGAUGCUCCGGCAAUACAGCGUAUUCGCAACACUGUAUCGUUAUUAAGAAGUAGCAAUUAAGUUGUUAAGUUACGUUACCCCCCCCCCCACCUUGCGUCCCAAAUACACUUUCUAUUGUAUGUAUGUUUUAUUAAGAGACAUCGAGAUUGGUAAGUCCGACUUUGUUCUACCGAUUCCUCCAUCACGCUGAUCACGUCGAUCCUUUCUCAACGUGAGAUCCUGACAUUCCCGAUAUGCACCAUUAAUGAUUAAUCUCCCUCUCCUUAUCUAUCUAUAUCUCUCUCUCUCCCUUGCGGCACCGCCAUUGCCACCGUAAUUGUGCUCUUCUGAGUGCUGGGAACUGACAUUUCUCGUUGUGUGUCGCGAUAAAGAAGAAUGUCACGGGAGCAGCUCGUACCGGCGAAACUAAUCCAUCCGUGAUUGUUUCUGCGUUUCAUUCAUGGUGCUAUGACUUUUAUAUGUCGCCGUAGAACAUUUCGUUUACAAUGUAUAAGAAGUUUUAUAGUUUCUCCUUUUAUAUUAUUAUGCACAGCAAGAAAAAGAAUUUUUCUAAAGCACCCUUUCUCUUUAACAUUUUAACUGUAUCAAUUUUUUAACGUUCCGUUUUAUACGUUAUAAUUUAUUUAAUGUCUAAUCACUUUUUCACCUCUGAGUUACCAUUGAAAAAUGUAUCUAUGAGAGCAUUAAAUACAGUUUCGAGAAA